AUGCAAAAUGCAAAUUACUGCAAAAAUUGAACUCAGGUGAAAUGUAAAAUGAACUUUGAUGUGCAUGGUGGCUUUGGGCAAAACUGUUGAAGAAUGCAAAUGAUCCUGGCAUGAUGACUUGAGCGUUUGCCCUUAGUUUGCAAGACCAACAUGAACUUUUGAAGCUUAUUUUGAAACGCCUUUAGGCUAAAAGCACCCUGAAGGCUGCACGCCCACCGGUUGACAGUAUAAAAGCCACAGCACGAUCUAUAAGGCUCAUCCUGAAUCCAGAAUCCAUCAGUGCAUCUUUAACAUCUUCACUUUCAGUGACCAACAUGAGCUUCAAAUUAAAGUCGGGCUGCAGGUCAAGCUGCCACACCACCUCCGGCUUUAGCGUCCCUUAUGUGAGCCGAAUUCAUGGAGGACUGAAAGCUGGGAAAGGCGUCUUCAUCCAGGGAGCUGUUCCUGCUGGAUCUGAUGGCUUUGUGGUGAAUCUGAAGUGUGGAGAGUCUGACGGGGAUGACAUCGCCUUUCAAAUGAAGCCUCAGUUUAUCAGUAACUUCACUGCGGUAAACAGCCGCCAAAACGGAUCAUGGGGAAAAGAGGAGAAACUGGACUUUCCUUUAAAACCGGGGAGCAGUUUUGAUCUGAACAUUGCAGUGAAUUCUGAAGGUUAUCAGGUGUUUUUGAGUGGACAAGAAGUCGGUUGUUUUCAGCAUCGUAUAUCUCUGGAACGCGUCAACACUCUGGCUGUCGCAGGAGGGGUUUCUUUAACAAACGUGAUGUUCACCGAGGGCUGGUCUGGGUCUUCUAGCAUCAGGGGUGGCAGAGGCAUGCAUCACUCACAUCAUGGGGUUUUUAGAGGACAUUCAUCUAUGCGGGAGGGAACCUGGUCUUUCACUGAGACCAAACAUCAUCCGUCAACUACCCAUCUGACAACUGAACUUUCCUUAAGCAACCCAGUCCAAAAUCCUAAACUCCCUUAUGUGGGCCCUAUUUCAGGAGGACUGAGAGAAGGCAUGGCCUUGUAUGUCAAAGGAGUUGUUCCUAAUAAUGCUGAUCGAUUUGCACUAAAUUUCAAGACUGGGAUUUCUGACAAGGAUGACGUUGCUUUCCACUUCAACCCUCGAAUGGAGCAGAAGGUGACCAUGAACAGUUUCCAGAACGGAGCAUGGGGAACUGAGGAAAGUGUCUCAGACAACCCCUUUAAAAAGGGGCAAGAUUUUGAGAUGUUGACUGCCAUCACAUCUGCAGGAUAUCAGGUUUAUGUGAACGGCAAGGAACUGUACACAUUCAAGCAUCAUAUACCACUGGAAAAGGUGGCAGUGUUGAAUAUUGGUGGAGAUGUAACCCUGAACCUUUUUGGCUUCAUUCAAAACUUGAGCACUUCUGCAUUCCCUACCAGAGACACAAAAACAUUCACCAGCCUCGGCAGCUCACAUGGGAAAUGGUCCAGCACACACUAUGAAAUUUCACAACCAGUCCAACACCCUAAUCUUCCUCGUGUGGUCCAGAUUCCCGGAGGACUGAAAGAAGGCAUGAUCUUGUACAUGAAGGGAGCUGUUCCUGCCAAUGCUGACAGAUUUGAAAUCAAUUUCAAGACUGGGCAGUCUGGUGAUGAUGACACUGCUUUCCAUUUCAACCCUCGGAUGGAUAAGAACGUGGCCAUGAACAGCAUAAUAAAUGGACAAUCUGGAACAGAAGAAAUUAUCUCCGACAACCCUUUUAAAAAGGGAGAACCAUUUGAGAUGUUAACUAUCAUCAAACCUGAAGGAUAUCAGGUGCAAGUGAAUGGCAAAGAACAGUGCAUAUUCAAGCACCGUACACCUCUUGAAAGAGUGUCAGCAUUAAAUAUCAGCGGAGACGUUGCUGUAAACAACUUGGAGAUCUCACAGUCAAUCCAAAACCCAAAUAUUCCUUAUGUGGGCCAAGUUCCUGGAGGACUGAGAGAAGGCAUGGCCCUGUUCAUGCAGGGUGUUGUUCCUGAUAAUGCUGACCAAUUUGAAAUCAAUUUUAAGACUGGGCAGUCUGGCAGUGAUGACAUUGCUUUCCACUUCAACCCCCGAAUGGGCCAGAAGGUGGUCAUGAACAGCUUCAGGAAUGGAGCAUGGGAAACUGAGGAAAGUGUCUCAGACAACCCCUUUACAAAGGGACAACACUUUAAGAUGCUGACUGCCAUCACAUCUGCUGGAUAUCAGGUGUACGUGAAUGACAAAGAACUGUGCACAUUCAAGCACCGUCUACCACUGGAAAGAUUGUCAACAUUAAAUAUCAGUGGAAAUGUUGCCAUCAACUCUCUUGGCUCCAUACAAAACUGGAGCACAUCCUCACCCGUUACUCAAGCCAAGUCAACAAUCCCCAGCCACGGCAGCACACAUGGGAAAUGGUCCAGCACACACUUGGAGAUCUCGCAACCAGUCCAACAACCUAAACUUGCUCGUGUGGUCCAGAUUCCCGGAGGACUGAAAGAAGGCAUGAUCUUGUACAUGAAGGGAGCUGUUCCUGCCAAUGCUGACAGAUUUGAAAUCAAUUUCAAGACUGGGCAGUCUGGUGAUGAUGACACUGCUUUCCAUUUCAACCCUCGGCUGGAUAAGAACGUGGCCAUGAACAGCGUAAUAAAUGGACAAUCUGGAACAGAAGAAAUUAUCUCUGACAACCCUUUUAAAAAGGGAGAACCAUUUGAGAUGUUAACUAUCAUCAAACCUGAAGGAUAUCAGGUGCAAGUGAAUGGCAAAGAACAGUGCAUAUUCAAGCACCGUACACCUCUUGAAAGAGUGUCAGCAUUAAAUAUCAGUGGAGACGUUGCUGUAAACAACUUGGAGAUCUCACAGUCAAUCCAAAACCCAAUUAUUCCUUAUGUGGGCCAAGUUCCCGGAGGACUGAGAGAAGGCAUGGCCCUGUUCAUGCAGGGUGUUGUUCCUGAUAAUGCUGACCAAUUUGAGAUCAACUUCAAGACUGGGCAGUCUGGCAGUGAUGACAUUGCUUUCCACUUUAAACCCCAAAUGGGCCAGAAGGUGGUCAUGAACAGCUUCAGGAAUGGAGCAUGGGAAACUGAGGAAAGUGUCUCAGACAACCCCUUUACAAAGGGACAACACUUUAAGAUGCUGACUGCCAUCACAUCUGCAGGAUAUCAGGUGUACGUGAAUGACAAAGAACUGUGCACAUUCAAGCACCGUCUACCACUGGAAAGAUUGUCAACAUUAAAUAUCAGUGGAAAUGUUGCCAUCAACUCUCUUGGCUCCAUACAAAACUGGAGCACAUCCUCACCCGUUACUCAAGCCAAGUCAACAAUCCCCAGCCACGGCAGCACACAUAGGAAAUGGUCCAGCACACACUUGGAGAUCUCGCAACCAGUCCAACAACCUAAUCUUCCUCGUGUGGUCCAGAUUCCCGGAGGACUGAAAGAAGGCAUGAUCUUGUACAUGAAGGGAGCUGUUCCUGCCAAUGCUGACAGAUUUGAAAUCAAUUUCAAGACUGGGCAGUCUGGUGAUGAUGACACUGCUUUCCAUUUCAACCCUCGGCUGGAUAAGAACGUGGCCAUGAACAGCGUAAUAAAUGGACAAUCUGGAACAGAAGAAAUUAUCUCUGACAACCCUUUUAAAAAGGGAGAACCAUUUGAGAUGUUAACUAUCAUCAAACCUGAAGGAUAUCAGGUGCAAGUGAAUGGCAAAGAACAGUGCAUAUUCAAGCACCGUACACCUCUUGAAAGAGUGUCAGCAUUAAAUAUCGGUGGAGACGUUGCUGUAAACAACUUGGAGAUCUCACAGUCAAUCCAAAACCCAAAUAUUCCUUAUGUGGGCCAGGUUCCUGGAGGACUGAGAGAAGGCAUGGCCCUGUUCAUGCAGGGUGUUGUUCCUGAUAAUGCUGACCAAUUUGAGAUCAAUUUUAAGACUGGGCAGUCUGGCAGUGAUGACAUUGCUUUCCACUUCAACCCCCGAAUGGGCCAGAAGGUGGUCAUGAACAGCUUCAGGAAUGGAGCAUGGGAAACUGAGGAAAGUGUCUCAGACAACCCUUUUACAAAGGGACAACACUUUAAGAUGCUGACUGCCAUCACAUCUGCUGGAUAUCAGGUGUACGUGAAUGACAAAGAACUGUGCUCAUUCAAGCACCGUCUACCACUGGAAAGAUUGUCAACAUUAAAUAUCAGUGGAAAUGUUGCCAUCAGCUCUCUUGGCUCCAUACAAAACUGGAGCACAUCCUCACCCGUUACUCAAGCCAAGUCAUCAAUCCCCAGCCUGGGAAGGUCAUCUGGAAAAUGGUCCACCACACACUUGGAGAUCUCACAACCAGUCCAACAACCUAAACUUCAUAAGGUGGUCCAGAUUCCUGGAGGACUGAAAGAAGGCAUGAUCUUGUACAUGAAGGGAGCUGUUCCUGCCAAUGCUGACAGAUUUGAAAUCAAUUUCAAGACUGGGCAGUCUGGUGAUGAUGACACUGCUUUCCAUUUCAACCCUCGGCUGGAUAAGAACGUGGCCAUGAACAGCGUAAUAAAUGGACAAUCUGGAACAGAAGAAAUUAUCUCUGACAACCCUUUUAAAAAGGGAGAACCAUUUGAGAUGUUAACUAUCAUCAAACCUGAAGGAUAUCAGGUGCAAGUGAAUGGCAAAGAACAGUGCAUAUUCAAGCACCGUACACCUCUUGAAAGAGUGUCAGCAUUAAAUAUCGGUGGAGACGUUGCUGUAAACAACUUGGAGAUCUUGCAGUCAAUCCAAAACCCAAAUAUUCCUUAUGUGGGCCAAGUUCCCGGAGGACUGAGAGAAGGCAUGGCCCUGUUCAUGCAGGGUGUUGUUCCUGAUAAUGCUGACCAAUUUGAGAUCAAUUUCAAGACUGGGCAGUCUGGCAGUGAUGACAUUGCUUUCCACUUUAAACCCCAAAUGGGCCAGAAGGUGGUCAUGAACAGCUUCAGGAAUGGAGCAUGGGAAACUGAGGAAAGUGUCUCAGACAACCCCUUUACAAAGGGACAACACUUUAAGAUGCUGACUGCCAUCACAUCUGCAGGAUAUCAGGUGUACGUGAAUGACAAAGAACUGUGCACAUUCAAGCACCGUCUACCACUGGAAAGAUUGUCAACAUUAAAUAUCAGUGGAAAUGUUGCCAUCAACUCUCUUGGCUCCAUACAAAACUGGAGCACAUCCUCACCUGUUGCUCAAGCCAGGUCAGCAAUACCCAGCCAGGGCAGCUCUCAUGGGAAAUGGUCCAGCACACACUUGGAGAUCUCGCAACCAGUCCAACACCCUAAACUUACUAAGGCGGUCCAGAUUCCCGGAGGACUGAAAGAAGGCAUGAUCUUGUACAUGAAGGGAGCUGUUCCUGCCAAUGCUGACAGAUUUGAAAUCAAUUUCAAGACUGGGCAGUCUGGUGAUGAUGACACUGCUUUCCAUUUCAACCCUCGGCUGGAUAAGAACGUGGCCAUGAACAGCGUAAUAAAUGGACAAUCUGGAACAGAAGAAAUUAUCUCUGACAACCCUUUUAAAAAGGGAGAACCAUUUGAGAUGUUGACUAUGAUCAAACCUGAAGGAUAUCAGGUGCAAGUGAAUGGCAAAGAACAGUGCAUAUUCAAGCACCGUACACCUCUUGAAAGAGUGUCAGCAUUAAAUAUCAGUGGAGACGUUGCUGUAAACAACUUGGAGAUCUCACAGUCAAUCCAAAACCCAAAUAUUCCUUAUGUGGACCAAAUUCCUGGAGGACUGAGAGAAGGCAUGGCCAUGUUCAUGCAGGGUGUUGUUCCUGAUAAUGCUGACCAAUUUGAGAUCAAUUUCAAGACUGGGCAGUCUGGCAGUGAUGACAUUGCUUUCCACUUCAACCCCCGAAUGGGCCAGAAGGUGACCAUGAACAGCUUCAGGAAUGGAGCAUGGGAAACUGAGGAAAGUGUCUCAGACAACCCCUUUAAAAAAGGACAACAUUUUAGUAUGUUGACUGCCAUCACAUCUGCUGGAUAUCAGGUGUACGUGAAUGACAAAGAACUGUGCACAUUCAAGCACCGUCUACCACUGGAAAGAUUGUCAACAUUAAAUAUCAGUGGAAAUGUUGCCAUCAACUCUCUUGGCUCCAUACAAAACUGGAGCACAUCCUCACUUGUUCCUCAAGCCAAGUCAACAAUCUCCAGCCUGGGCGGCUCACAUGGGGAACAGUCUACCACACACUUGGAGAUCUCACAACCAGUCCAACACCCUAGCAUUCCUUAUGUUGGCCCCAUUUCAGGAGGACUGAGAGAGGGCAUGGCCGUGUACUUGCAGGGUGUUGUUCCUCCUAAUGCUGACAAAUUUCAAAUCAAUUUUAAGACUGGGCAGUCUGGCAGUGAUGACACUGCUUUCCACUUUAACCCCCGAAUGGGCCAGAUUGUGGCCAUGAACAGCUUCAGGAACGGAAAAUGGGAAACUCAGGAGAGUGUCUCCAACAACCCAUUUAAAAAGGGGGAAGCUUUUGAGAUGUUCACUGUCAUCAAAUCUGAAGGAUAUCAGGUGUAUGUGAAUGGCAAGGAACAUUACACAUUCAAGCACCGAAUACCACUGGAAAAAGUGUCCACAUUGAGUAUUGUUGGAGGAGUUUCAGUCAAGCUUUUGGGCUUUAUUGAAAACUGGAGCAAAUCUUCAUUUUGUACCAAAGUCAAGUCCACUAUCACCUGUAUGGGAAGCUCACACAAGGAACAGUCCAGCAUACACUCGGAGAUCUCUCAAGCAGUCCAAAACCCUAAUCUUCCUUAUGUUGGCCCCAUUUCAGGAGGGCUGAGAGAAGGCAUGGCCGUGUACUUGCAGGGUGUUGUUCCUCCUAAUGCUGACAAAUUUGAGAUCAAUUUCAAGACUGGGCAGUCUGGCAGUGAUGACAUUGCUUUCCACUUCAACCCCCAAAUGGGCCAGAAGGUGGUCAUGAACAGCUUCAGGAAUGGAGCAUGGGAAACUGAGGAAAGUGUCUCAGACAACCCUUUUACAAAGGGACAAGAUUUUGAGAUGCUCACCGUCCUCCAGCCAGAAGGAUAUCAAGUGUAUGUGAACGGCAAGGUGCUGCACACAUUCAAGCACCGUAUGCAACUAGAAAAAGUGUCCACCUUAAAUAUAUUUGGAGGUGUUGCAGUAAAUCUUUUGGGCUUCAUUCAAAACUGGAGCAAAUCCUCAUUUGCUACCCAAGUCAAGUCAACAUACACCAGUCUGGGCAGCUCACAUCUGGAGCAAUCAACCACACACUCAGAGAUCGUGCAAGCAGUCCAAAACCCUAACCUUCCUUAUGUGGGCUCAAUUUCUGGAGGACUGAGAGAAGGCAUGGCCUUGUACUUCCAGGGUGUUGUUCCUCCUAAUGCUGACAAAUUUGAGAUCAAUUUCAAGACUGGGCAGUCUGGCAGUGAUGACAUUGCUUUCCACUUUAACCCCCUAAUGGGCCAGAAUUUGGACAUGAACAGCUUCAGGAAUGGAGCAUGGGAAACUCAGGAGAGUGUCUCCAACAACCCUUUUAAAAAGGGGGAAGCUUUUGAGAUGUUCAUGGUCAUCAAAUCUGAAGGAUAUCAGGUAUAUGUAAACGAAAACGACCUGUACACAUUCAAGCACCGUAUACCACUGGAAAAAGUGUCCAUCUUGAAUAUUGUUGGAGCGGUUUCUAUGAACAUUUUUGGGUUCAUUCAAAACUGGAGCAAAUCCUCAUUUACUACUAGAGUCAAGUCAACAAUCACCAGUCUGGGAAGCCCACAGUGGGAUCUGUCCAUAAUACAAUCAAAGGCCUUACAAGCAGUGCAAAAUCCCAACCUUCCUUAUUUGGGCCAAAUCCCUGGAGGACUAAGAGAAGGCAUGACCUUGUAUGUGAAGGGAGUUGUUCCUAGUAAUGGUGAUCGGUUUUCAAUCAACUUCAAGACCGGGUCUACUGAUAAGGAUGACAUUGCUUUCCACUUCAAUCCCCGAAUGGGCUCAAAGCUGGUCAUGAACAGUAUGAAGAGCGGGAGAUGGGGAGCGGAGGAAUACGUCUCUGAAAACCCGUGUAAAAAGGGAGAUGCUUUUGAGUUCUACAUUCAGAUCAAAGCUGAAGGAUAUCAGGUGCAAUUCAAAGACCACAAGCAGAGCAUGUUCAAACACCGCAUCCCUUUUGAAAGAGUGACUACAAUCAACGUUCUGGGGAAUGUCUCUAUCAGCUUUCUUGGAUUUGUCAUGGGGAUGUGAAUCGGAUCAUUUUUAUGGCGGCUUCCACUGCAUUAAAGAGCACUCAGCGAGAGAAAAUCAUGCACAUCCUCAUCCUGAUAUUCAUACAUCAUCUACAUCACUGAUCCCAGUCUAAUCCAUUAUGCCACACCAAGGUCGCUACAUUUGUGGCAAUGCAAGCAAAUGAAUCCAUUUUCUCAAGUUUCAAAAGUAAUGCGCUUUAGGAUUUUCUUUAACAUUGAGGCUAGUUUUCACACCCUGUUUUUACAUAAAUGGCCACAAGGUGGAACUCUUUCUACAGUGUUACAGCCAGCAAACUGAAAGCAAUAAUGUGCUUAUUAAAUUAAUUAAUUAAACAACAUAUUUUAAGUUGCUUUCCUGCCGAAAGUCCUUUCUGAAAAACUUCAACCAUUAAGCAGUAUUUCUUUAUAUGUAAUUGCAUAAUCACAUCUGUUGCUUAAACUACCUGCUUAAUAUAACGGCAAGCAUUUACUGUGAUAAGACUAUAUACCUAUUCACAUACUUCCAUGUACUUCUUCAUAGGGGUGAUUCUAGAAUUGAGGGUAAUUUUGCUAAAUCUUCUAUUAUUUUCCUUCUUUAAUUUAACACUUUUAAUUAAUAACACAAAUAUUAUCAAUUGAUCUCUAAAGGUAAUUAGGGACAUUUUGUCUAGAAAAUAUUAAAUGAAAAGCUCCCUCUUUACCUAUGUUUAACUGUCUUUGCCUCCUGAAUCAUAUUCAGCUUCAAUUUUCAUCAAAUAAUUAAGGCUAUUCUUCAUCUUUUGUCUGUGUUUACUCUACUAAAUCAAAUAAACUUUUGCAUGGACAUCUA
Molecule: messenger RNA, 8930 nt
Organism: Danio rerio (zebrafish)
Lineage: Eukaryota; Metazoa; Chordata; Actinopteri; Cypriniformes; Danionidae
Source: RefSeq, a predicted model, not a curated record